This is a messenger RNA of Thermothelomyces thermophilus ATCC 42464, 2735 nucleotides long. RefSeq lists its product as uncharacterized. Gene Ontology annotation, biological process: regulation of transcription by RNA polymerase II. Gene Ontology annotation, molecular function: RNA polymerase II cis-regulatory region sequence-specific DNA binding; DNA-binding transcription factor activity, RNA polymerase II-specific. The transcript is spliced from 3 exons. Gene Ontology annotation, cellular component: nucleus. The coding region runs from base 1 to 2235 and encodes 744 amino acids. The record is from RefSeq and is a predicted model, not a curated record. NCBI's taxonomy places the organism in Eukaryota, Fungi, Ascomycota, Sordariomycetes, Sordariales, Chaetomiaceae.
AUGGACCAACAGCAUUCCCAGGACCGUGGGCGAUCGCCCUCGGCCACGUCUACUGGCGGGGGUAUAAGGAAUGCACACUCGCCGUCGCCUGCCCCCUUCCCCAAUCCGAACGAAGCCGGAGCCUCAUCCAUCGGUCUCGGUGUCGGCGUCGCCGCCCCGCAAUCCUUCUCCCAACCCGGCGUCGCGAACCCGUCCGCCGUGCCUACCUUUGACUUGCCCGAGGAUUUCGUCACUCAGAUCAAGGCCGACCCUUCCCCGUUCGGCUCUCCGAACCCCGGCAGUCUCUCGUCGCAGUCCCAGCAGCAGCAGCAGCAGCAACAACAGCCCAACCUCCUCGCCCCGCCCUUCGGCGACGGCGAUUUCACCAUCUUCCCGCCCACCACAAGCGAGCCCCAGCUGAACACGCCGCUGUUUGGCAGCGACGGCCAGCAGCAGCUCGCCAUCCCCGAGCCCAACAUGAUGGCUCAAACGAACCAUACCCCUACCCCCCCUCACCUCCUCAAUCCCGAUGCGCAGCAACAGCCCGGCUCUGCCAACCAUUCGCCCCGCUUCAACCAAUCCCAGUUCUCCUCGCCCCCGGGGAGGCACUCGAGAAAUGUCUCCCUCGGCCCUGAGGCGGCGCUCCUCCCCGGUCAGAUAGAUUGGACGCAUGCGGGGCCCCAGUUUCAGGGGCACAGGCGCAGCGCUUCAGAGUACUCGGACGUCUCCUCGGCCGCUCCCUCUCCCAAUCUCGUCAGCUCGGACACCUUUGAGAACCUCGACCAGAGCCACUCGCCCCUACAACACCCGCAGGAUGCGGCACUCUUUCACGAGCUACACGGGCUAGGGAGUUUUAGCAUCUCCGAUACUGGAGCGCACACCCCUAGUCAUGGGGCCAGAAGCCCAUCCCACAGCCCGGCGAUUUCGCCCCGUAUACUCCCUCAGCAACUGCCCGACAUGAAUCAGCAGGGCAGCUUCUUGCUCCCCUCUCAGAACAAUAAUUUCGGCCCGUCGCCGUCGUACAUGCAAGCUUCCCAGGAAGCGUUUCCUCAACUCCAGCAAGAGAACCAGGAUAUACAACAGCAGCAGCAGCAGCAGCAACAACAACAACAACAACAACAGGGGAUGCCAGCCCCGCCCUCUAUCAACAUUGACUUUGCGCCGACCGCCGUUCGGAGCGGUUUCGAACAACCAGAGAGCCUUGAUGUCGAUUCGCUUACUCCUCCGGAACGAGGUAUGGUACAACGACCCCGUGCUGUCACGGAUCCGUAUAACAACAGCGGUGCGCUUCUAAGCGCCCACCGCAGCGCUUCGGCCUCGCGGGGGCUCUCCCCUGAGGCUGCGGCCGGUGGCAGGCCCGAGUCAUCCCGCUCCCUGUCCCCGUUCGACCGCUCCGGCAGCACGGCGGCGAGCAGGAGGCGCCAGUCUACAUCAUCCGUCCCCAAUAACGUCAUGGCCCUUCGACUCGCGGACCCUGAUUACAAUGGCGGGACCCAGGGCGAGGGUGGUGGGGCGGGUGCGAAGCGUGUGCAAAAGCACCCGGCAACAUUCCAGUGUUCCCUCUGCCCGAAACGGUUCACGCGAGCCUACAACCUCCGUUCUCACCUUCGCACGCACACCGACGAGAGGCCCUUUGUGUGCACUGUGUGCGGCAAGGCCUUUGCUCGUCAGCAUGACCGUAAGCGGCACGAGGGCCUCCACUCCGGCGAGAAGAAAUUUGUCUGCAAGGGAGAUCUCAAGCGGGGAGGGCAAUGGGGCUGCGGCCGUAGAUUUGCUCGCGCCGAUGCUCUCGGGCGUCACUUCCGGUCCGAGGCCGGCCGCAUCUGCAUCAAGCCGCUCCUUGACGAGGAGAUAUCCGAGAGGAUGAGGCAAUGGGACGAGGGCCAGCGACAGCAGGCGCAGCAAGCCAUGGCUCAGGGACUUGUCAUGCAGCCACAGGGCAUGAUGAUGACCCCGGGCAUGGAUCCCAACGCCGGUGGUUACCCAAUGGAUGCCAGCGGCAACUAUGCGCUCCCGCAGGCGCUAUUGGCGCAGUAUCCCGCACUGGCGCAAAUGAACUGGUCUGCAUCUGACAUGGGUGGCGGUGGCAGUGGGAUUGAGGACGAGCUGAGCGGCAGAAGUAGUUUUGACGCUAGCGACUACGACGACGCCGAGGACGGCGGCUAUGUCAGUGGUCCCGGCACCGGCUUCGGGCCCGGCGGGAUGCAAGAAAACUUUGGCGAGAUGGGCUACGCUAGUGACUAUGGCGGGCGCUGAUCUCCUCUCCUGGAUCCAUACUCUUAUUUGGUGCAUUGUCUUUCACGCUUCGUGUGGCUCUCUCCUCGGAAGGGGCCGGGGGGCAGGAACGAGAUGUCGAAAUCUUGGGGCGGGGGAUAGGCUUACGUUUCACUUCUGACUCGGCUCCUGCUCUCGUUCUUUGAACGAACGGGAGGCGCGCUCGCCUUUGUUUAUUGGAUUCCUUUUCCCGGCUUAUACUUGUUGCCUUUUUGGGAACCAACCCUCCUCCUCUAACAGGUUUGUUUGCGAUUGGGCAUGGGAUAGGACUGUUUGAUGAUGACGAUUCCACCUAGGAGGCUUUUUUCUCUUUUUCUUUCUCACGAGGUUAGAGCGGCGGUGUCGUUUUUCACUUCGGUCAGGCUCGAUCUAUCACACAAAGGCCUAUCACUACGGUUACGGCUUAUGGGUCCUGGUUUUUGUAGACCGGGUUACAAUUUUUAUAUAGAUUUAAGCCAAUGUUUGGCGUCUCUUUGCUUCUC